This is a messenger RNA of Orbicella faveolata, 2650 nucleotides long. RefSeq names its product lysophospholipid acyltransferase 5-like. Gene Ontology annotation, molecular function: 1-acylglycerophosphocholine O-acyltransferase activity; lysophospholipid acyltransferase activity. Gene Ontology annotation, biological process: lipid modification; phosphatidylcholine biosynthetic process. The record is from RefSeq and is a predicted model, not a curated record. Lineage: Eukaryota; Metazoa; Cnidaria; Anthozoa; Scleractinia; Merulinidae. Gene Ontology annotation, cellular component: membrane.
CCUUUAAUCAGAGGGGCUUGGGGGGGGGGGGGGUCAUUAAUGGAGAGGGAAUCCGAAGAGCUUAUUUAUUUUCAGCAAAACGCUACUAGGUUGAUAAAUAAAAUGCUGUACUUUAUUUUGUUUUUAGCAUAUUUCUUACAAAUAAUAAUUCCCACAGCGUCGAGAGUUGUGGAACUCCUUGGGCGAGUCCCCUUCCCACCCAUCGACGAGUCUUUCUGUUUUCAACCCACUCCCCAGAGUUAACUUUUCCUGAGUUCCAGUCCCCUUAGCAAACUCACGCCACCAAAAUCAAAAUGGCGGAUUGUGGUGGUUUCGGCAAUAUAGACUUUCUGGUGAAAGCCUCUGGAUUGGCGGAUGCUGGGCUCCGUCUAACCAUAUCAUUAUUCUUAGCUUACCCAAUGGCAUUUAUUUAUCAUGCAUUUUUCUAUAGAACCAAACCUGUUCUUCAGCAUAUAUACUUCACCUGCUGCGGAUUUUCUUUAGCACUUUUCCUUUACGGCUGGUGUGCUUGCCACUCAGUGAUAACUAUUGUUGGUUCCUACCUGCUCUUGCAUGUUGUUGGAUCAUCCAUGACCAUGGUUGUGCUCAUGUUUCUGUUUAAUAUGGGUUAUUUGUUGAGUGGUUAUGUGUACUAUGCAUCAGGAGAAUAUGAUGUCAACUGGACAACACCACAGUGUAUUCUGUGUCUGAGGCUGUUAAGUAUGUUCCUUGUGACUUGUAUUGUAAAGUUAUUUUGUUUUCAGAUUAAGGCGUAUUUAUCAUUUGUGAAUGGAACACUUUUAGAUAAGAAAGAUGAUGACAAUGGACGCGUUGCAGAGGGUUUGAAGCGCAUGUCUCUAGGUAUCAUGUACCUUGGUCUUUUUGCCGUGUUGGAGCCGUGGUUCUCAGCCAAUAUUCUUUUAUCUGACGAAUAUCAGCGGUUUUCAUUCCUUGGAAGAGUGUGGUUCAUGAUUUUUUUCAACAAAGUGGCUUUUUCAAAGUACCUUGCGGUCUGGCUUCUCUCGGAGGGUAGCUGUAUCAUUUCUGGAAUCAGUUACAACGGCAAAACAGAGGAUGGCAAAGUGAAGUGGGAUGGACUCAGGAAUAUCAAACUUUCAAUUUACGAAACAAUGUACACAUUUCAGCACUGUGUCGAUUCCUUCAAUAUCAAUACCAACAAAUGGGUGUUCAGGUACAUCUUCAAACGCCUUCGUUUCCUUGGCAACAAGAACUUAUCACAUUUCCUGGCUCUGAUGUUUCUUGCUCUGUGGCACGGACUGUUUGUGGGAUACUUCGUUUGUUUCCUCGGGGAAUUUGUCAUCAUGGUAAUAGAAAAACAGGUAACGACCAUGUGCUACACUGUAACCAAGAAGUCUUUAGCAGAAAUGCCUGCUUAUGUGAAGAUCCCAGUUAUCAUAAGUUAUGUGUUCGUUGUCCACUUCGGGUUGUCGUAUUUUAUGGUGGCUUUUACUCUGCUUACGUUUCAACGAUUCCACAGGGUUUGGCGAUCCAUUUACUACAUCGUACCAAUUAUUUUAGUCACGUGGUCCAUUCUUUACCCUAUACUCAUCUAUCCAGUGUUUAAAAGAAUGACACAAGACCAAAAGGACAGGUCAAAGAAAGAGAAGUAGUAGUCGAUUCCAGAAGGGCGUUUUCUUUUAAGUUCCUAUUUUAUUUCAACUUUUAGAGCUCCUUUUCUCUAAUGUAAUACCCGUAUUGUGUGAUUUGAGUGUUUGUAGAACAACACCGUUUUUAAUAAUUCGUUUUAUUUCGUGAAGGGAGUUCUUUUAGUCCUUAUAGCUCGUCACACAAUCUUUUGUGCCUUUUGUUUGUCAUGCCGUGUCUGUCGCGUGACGACCUAAAAAAAAACCCUCGAGCUUAGUUUAAAAACGUGAAUUAUCACAUUGGAUGUUAUUAUUGAUCGCUCACAAGAAAUUUAACAGGGACAUGAUUAUUUUAUAUUUUAAUCCAAAACUAAAGUGUUAAUAUAUAUUUUUUGUAGGAGUUCAUCAUUUUGACUUAUUCCUUAUGAAGCUGACUGAAGUUUUUAAAUCCUAUGUGAGUUAUAUCGAACUAGUUUCUAUUAAAUUAGUUUCUGCUUUCGGAAUCCCUCUUAUUGUCUUUAUUCUUUUUUAGUUUUUAGCUGUUUAGUGUUUUUUUCACUUUAGUGAAUCUGGACAAUUUGAGUAGGAAGCCCAAGCUGUAUAAUUAACUUCCAUCAAAAGUUGGCUAAAGUUUAUCUCGAAAACAAUUUAUACUACAAUUUCCCCCUUUAUUAUGCGCUUUAGUCUUCACUUAUAAUCGUACGCAGCUUUGUUGAUUUUUGUUUUCACCUCAAUGGUUUUUUCUAUCUGAAGAAAGUUUUAUUUUGAGGUAAGGUAUUUUUGAUAUAGUGAGUGUUGAAAAGACGAAGUCUGCUAAGUGUCUCUCGGAAGUACCCGAGAGAGGGGCUAAAAGGCCGCGUUCUUUACGCACCCAGUCUGUCCAGAAAAGCCAGUUUUUUCACGCGUAGUGUUAAAUUAACAAUGUUUGUCACUGCAUUAUAGCGUAGCUGAUUAUAUAUAGCCGCCACAGCACACGUUUAGGAACAUUUUGGGCGCGAACGUCCUUAACUUGAGUAUUUUUGAGCAAAAAUUCCUCUUAGGGGUUGGAAGGGCUAUGUGAUCGGUGA